AUGUCAGAAAACCAUUCAAUAAUCAGUAUUGAUGAGUUUGAUGAGCCUGCCCAACUCACUCAGACUUUCUGUGCCAAACUAUCAGAGGAGGAAUAUGAAGAGCAAACAGCCACAGAAACGGAGAAAGCACUUGAGGAAUUAAUGGCAUACAUUGAGAGAAAUCCUGAAGCUUAUGGCAAAGUUCUACAAAAACGCAAGCAAGAUGAGCAGGAGGAGGCAGGAGUUCUGUCUUAUUUGAAGGUGAAGAUGGUGUCCAUGUUUACUGGGGGUGUGUACCCAGGCAGUGAGGUAACCUCCGAGGAACUUAACCAUAAGGUCGCCAAGCUCAAAACAUCCAUGACAAAAGUCUUCAACUAUUCUCAAGAAACAAAAGGUCGUCGGACAUCAAAGCGGCUGGCAGAGAAGCGAGGCCAUGCUGGAGUUCAGCAGGAUGAGAAUUGUCCUAUUCCUGUAGCUCACAUUUUCCCGACCAACACUCAGCAGCCUGUCCCACCCCCACCCCCUCCUCCCCCUCCCUGCCUCCCAGAGGGCAGCCCGUCUCUCACCCCUGUAUCACGUCUUAUUAGGACACCCCUCAGAGACAAAAAUGCUCAGAUGUGCACAGCUUCCUCUAACAGUUCUAGUCAAGCAAAGAAAACCCAUGUAACAAGAGCCCUAAGGUCUAAUAUGGGUGGGAAUUCCACUUCAUCUCUCUCCUCGCUGAACAGUGAACUCAACUCCUCCAAUCCUCUGAAACGACUGAGAGCUACAGGUUUGGAUAAAUCCCCUGGGGGAACCCCUGCCAGAACCCCUGUCCACCGCAGGAGGCUGGCUCGUCACGGAUCAGGCUCAAGUCUUGCAUCGUUUAAUUUGGACGACCCGCUUCAUUUGUGUUUCCAGAACAUCCUGGAGCAAAAAUUCCGCAAUGUGCGGUCGCCAAGUCCCGUGGGCAGAUUUAACAAUGCCACCAGCCCGGCCACUUCUUUCAUCAACAGCCAGGGAUUUACUCCUUAAUUUGCAAGAGACUGUGCUUUGUAAUUGUUUGAUAAAAUGAUAAAGUUCAAAAUAUAAAUUCAAGUUCUCUGGCGCAGUAGAUCACCCAUGAUUUUGUGGAAUUUCAACCAACAAAUCACCAAAGUUGAUGCAAAAAUUAUAUGAAUUGGCAUGUUAUUGUUUUACCGUAAAUAGCAUCAUGUCACAUGGUUUUUCACAAACUGACCAUCCUUCUGUACUACUCAUACAGCAAGAUAAUUAACUGGAUAAUAAAAUUCCAUGAACUUGUAGGUGAUUUACUGGACUUGCCAACUUAAAUCUAUUGAAAAUGUAAAUUUAUGUACAUAAUGUCAAUUUGAUGCCACAAAGGCCAAUAACUCUUCUCAUUAGAAGAUUCAUUCAUUUAUUCAUGUAUUCUUACAUCAAGUACAGUCAUUUUCCAGCAUCUUAAUAAUAAUAAUAUAUAUUUAUGUCAGACUGUCAUUGUGCAAUAACAGGGAGAUACGAGCGCAUCUGUUGUCCUCAUCAAUGAUUUUGAACACAUUUCUACCGGUUGUACAAUAGCAAACUUAACUUGUAGAAAAAAAAUGUGUAUUAAAAUUUAGACGUAUGUUAGAGGUCAUUUUGUUUAUAUGUUAUUAUGCAUGUUCUGUUUGCUGUAAAUUAUGAUGUAACUGAAGAAAUCAUAGUACAGUUGUGUCAUUUUCUUCUGAUUGUUCGUGACAAGACAGAUAUUUGCAAUGAACAACAUCUCUUUAAGAAACAAGUGCAGAUUUGCAGUUCAGGUAGUUGACAUAUGCCAUGCAUAGGAUUUUGUAUCAUCUUGCGUUCGUGCUCCCUUUGUGAACAGCCCAUGUUAAAAAAGAGGAUGUCAGAAAUUUAUCCAACAGAUUGACGGACCGAACAAGCAAAAGAGCUGCUCAUUGCUCAAAGUUUUACAACUUGUAAAGAAGGAUAUGGUGUAAAAACGAUGAAGUCCUUUUUUCAUGUGUGACCAGGCCAUGUUAUGAGUUGGUUGGUCAGAUUUUCUUGUAGAUUUUUUGCACACAUUGAUCUAUAACUUACACUCAGGUAGUAACCAAUCUAUUAAUCAGGCAAAUGGGUAUCAUUAUAAGCCAAUCUAUUACCCUGAGCCUCAUACAGU
Messenger RNA from Liolophura sinensis, 2116 nucleotides. RefSeq lists its product as uncharacterized. Bases 1 to 993 code for a protein of 330 amino acids. NCBI's taxonomy places the organism in Eukaryota, Metazoa, Mollusca, Polyplacophora, Chitonida, Chitonidae. The transcript has 7 exons. The record is from RefSeq and is a predicted model, not a curated record.